This is a messenger RNA of Strongylocentrotus purpuratus (purple sea urchin), 3090 nucleotides long. RefSeq names its product sentrin-specific protease 1-like. The transcript has 11 exons. Gene Ontology annotation, biological process: protein desumoylation. The coding region runs from base 1 to 1311 and encodes 436 amino acids. Lineage: Eukaryota; Metazoa; Echinodermata; Echinoidea; Camarodonta; Strongylocentrotidae. The record is from RefSeq and is a predicted model, not a curated record. Gene Ontology annotation, cellular component: nucleus. Gene Ontology annotation, molecular function: deSUMOylase activity.
AUGUAUGUACCGAAGCAAGCAGUCCCGACAGCCAGCAUAGCAAGCAGCCGUCUUGAAGCCCCCAGCCAGAGCCAGAGGGGCGCUCAGGAGCGGGCGGGGCUACGUGUUCUCCCCCAUCAGUUCUCUACCCAGCAUGAGAUGAGAGAGGCUGUACGUCAGAGACUCCAUGUACCAAGCAGUCUACUUAGUCCAGGUACCCCCGAGGGAGAGAGAGCUGUUCCUGUUACUCCUGCUCAACCUGAUUUUGGGGAGGCAAGUCCACCGCUAACCAUCAUAGCCAGCAAGCCUGGAAUGAGUGCCUUUCAGAAGAGUUUAAUGUCAACACCCUACCUAUCUGAAGACUGGGUUCAUGAUUUAAAAGCCCGCUUUGAAUCAAGUGUCCGUGUCAGACAGAGCGAGAUUGAGAAGGAGAAAUUCAAACUUCAGGGCUAUGAAGAGAGGAGAGCUGAAGGACAGGCUAAAGCCAGGGAAGUGAUCAAUCAGAGGAUAAAGAGAGCGUCGGGUUUGCCUGCCGCCGUUGAAGACGUCAUCUACCGACCAGAGGAGAAGGAACCAGAGGAUGCCAUUGCGGUGAUCGAUGAUGAUGAGGAAGAUGAAGAGGAGGAGGAUGACGGUAUGGAAGAAGAGGAAGAGGAGGAGCUCCCAGAGCUAACAGAUGAGAUGGAAGAGGAGAUUCGCAAUGCCCUUAAUCCCAACCCAGCCAGUGAGGGAUUGGUUACCGGGUUUAGAUUGACCAUUAAAAGGAGAGAUAUGCAGACGCUUGCUGGUUUAAACUGGCUGAAUGAUGAGAUCAUGAACUUUUAUUUUGAAAUGCUGAAGGAAAGGAGUAAAGAAGAGGACUACCCGAGUGUGCAUUCUUUCAACACAUUCUUCUACCCCAAGUUGAUCAACUCUGGUUUCGCCAGCCUUCGUCGAUGGACCAAGAAGGUGGACAUCUUCACGAAAGACCUGCUUCUGGUUCCGGUCCAUCUAGGAAUGCAUUGGUGUCUAGCGGUCGUGGACUUCAGGAAUAAAACCAUAGUAUUCUAUGACUCAAUGGGAACCCACAAUCAGCAAUGUUUAGACGCACUGAGAGAUUAUCUUCUAGCUGAGUACGCGGAUAAGAAGAAGCAGGCCUAUAGUUUGGAGGGAUGGUCAUAUUACUCAGAGAAGGGCAAUCCUCAACAGCUCAAUGGGUCCGAUUGUGGGAUGUUCUCCUGCAAGUAUGCGGAAUAUAUCUCAAGGGAUGCUCCCCUUUCCUUCACACAGCAUGACAUGCCCUACUUCAGGAGAAGGAUGGUCUGGGAGAUACUUCACAUGACCUUGCUGUGACCUUCACUGCAUGUUGACCUGCAGGUGACCCGAGGCAGGUAACACAUGCCCUCACUGUGACAUCCACCAUGACAUUCAUUGCAACCUUCACAGUGACUUUCAUCAUGAUCUUCACAGUAACCUUCAUAGAGUCAUUUACUGUGAUAUGUUAGUGACAUUCACAACGACAUGACCUUGUUGUGACCUUCACUGCAUGUUGACCUGCAGGGAACCCGAGGCAGGUAACACAUGCCCUCACUGUGACAUCCACCAUGACAUUCAUUGCGACCUUCACAGUGACUUUCAUCUGAAUCUUCACAGUAGCCUUCAGUGUCAUUUACUGUGACAUGUACAGUGACAUUCACAACGACCUUCAUGGUGACCCUCACUGAUAUUCAGUUACCUUCACAGUGACCUUCACAGCUAGUGACCUUCACAGAGACCUUCACAGCGACCUUCACUGUGCUCUUCAUGGUGACUUUCACAGCGGAGCUCUCUGAUUUGACCUAUUGGUUCUAGAUGCCGAUGACUAUUAACUGUCAAAGUGACUUUCAAGCAAUGAGUAUAUUUGAUCUCUCUUGUCAUUUGACUGUCACUUCAAAUCAAGAGCAGUGUGAUUCAAGCAGGACUGGACGCUGGAAACGAAAUGGGGUCAUCGGACUGGAUGAUUCUGUGAUUGCAUGGAAAUUGUAUAUAGUGUAAAUCUUGAGCACAGAUAUCAAAGUAGUGGGAAGAUGAAACUUUUAUGUCUCUCUCUAUCUUCCCCCCUCACUUUCCCUCUCUCUCUCCCUCUCUCUCCCUCCCCUCUCUUUCUCUCUCUCUCUCCCUCUCUCUUUCUCUCUCUCUCUCCCCCCUUCUCUCUCCUUCAUAACAAAAGGAAAAGAGGAAUAACUUAAACAUACAUCUUUUAUAAAGAAAGAGACAAUUUAAUCAAGCAUGAUUGAACUCAACUUGAUAACAAAAUUGUAUAUUUCUGAAUUGUAUAUCAUCAAGGUAUUCCUCCAUUGUUGCAUGUUGCAUAAGGGAAUAGACUAUAUUGGGUAGUAGACGACCUGGUUGUAGACCAAACUGCAAUUCACCGUUUGCUAGAGCCAUCUUAUAUAAGGCAAAGUCACUUUCGGUGUUUGCAACAGCUAGACUUAAGACAAAGAUGAAAUAGAUUCAGGAUUAUUUUUUUUUAGUUCAAAUUAACUUAUAACUCAAUGAAAUGAUCAUGAUUUCCUUCGACCUUGUCCAAUUUAAUGUGGAUCAAAUGAUGGUUUUUCAGAUGAAUGGUCACAAUUAAAUUUGUUAAAUUCAGGGGUGUUAUUCAUGAAGCAUGGGGUCAGUUUGAAAUGAAUGGACCUCGUAUCACACACCUAAGAGGGCGACAGUUAUUGAUAACAGGUUUUACGAAACGGGGCUCAAUUAUGAUUGUCCAGUUUUACUGGGUACCAAUGAAAUUGCUUUUUAUAUCAGAUCCUUGUUUAAUCAAAGCUAAAUAAAACAAUAGUAUACAAAUAAAGAAGUAAAAUUGGUAGAAUUACCAUAUUCCAUGUAUAAUGAGAGUUUACUCUCCUUGUAAGGAGACACCACUGUGUCAGUACCAUAAAGAAUAUCAAAAGCUGAAAUGGAUUUUAAGUUUUUCAACCAAAAUACCACAUUCAGUAAUUUGUCUGAAAUUUCAAUUAAAAAUGGUAUCUAUUGACAGAUUUCAUACAUGACAGCAUUCAAGGUGAAAUCUGCACAGUGCUAUACAAAAGAACAAACAUGAAAAAGGGGGCUUUGCAUUAGGAGAAACAAUUUACAUGAUUGGGCAUU